Molecule: messenger RNA, 1369 nt
Organism: Loxodonta africana (African savanna elephant)
Lineage: Eukaryota; Metazoa; Chordata; Mammalia; Proboscidea; Elephantidae
Gene: PDRG1
Product: p53 and DNA damage regulated 1
Exons: 5
Coding region: 77-478 (133 amino acids)
Source: RefSeq, a predicted model, not a curated record
AAAGCUGCGCGUGCGCGGGCUCAGCCGGCGUGGAGCCGGAGGUGGGUUAGCGGCCAAGCGGGGGCUGGCGGGGACCAUGCUGUCACCGGAGGCAGAGCGGGUCCUGCGGUACCUGGUGGAGGUGGAGGAGCUCGCCGAGGAGGUGUUGUCGACCAAGCGGCAGAUUGUGGACCUGGACACCAAACGGAAUCAGAACCGAGAGGCCCUGAGAGCCCUGCAGAAGGAUCUCAGCCUCUCUGAAGAUGUGAUGGUUUGCUUCGGGAGUAUGUUUAUCAAGAUGUCUCACCCUCAGACGAAGGAAAUGAUUGAGAAAGAUCAGGUGCGUCUGGAUAGCGAAAUAGAGCAACUCCGGAAACAACUUAAACUGAACGUCAGCCGCCUCUUUGAGGCCCAAGGAAAGCCGGAGCUGAAGGGCUUUAACUUGAACCCCCUCAACCAGGAUGAGCUUAAAGCUGUCAAGGUCAUCUUAAAAGGAUGAAGCUCAAGAACCAAGACGGGGGACCUAAGACCAGUAUCCCCUUGGGGCCAUGGAGGGCCCAGGACCCUCCCACCUUGAAGCCUGCAAGGAUAGGAUCUGCCCUGUGAGGGGGACAGGCGUCUGGAGUCUGGCCAUGGCUCCUAUAUGAAGCUUUUCUCUCUAGCGCUUGGCUGCUCUAGAAGGCAGGUGGGAACCUCAGCCUGCAGUGUCUGCUGGGCCUGCGGCCGGACUGGGUGGACACAAGACCCUUUGACAGGCCCUGGCAGCCACCAGUGGGUGGGUGGGGGUGUGAGAAUGACUGCAACAGGCAGUUCUCGACAAUGGCCUGCUGUUCAGAUGGGCUCCGGGAAGGGCGGGGGAAGAGCGAGAGCUUCAUUCCAGCGCUCCUCUCAGAGAAGGAGAGCGACACAGUCAAACCACAUGUGUAAUGGAAUCAGAGUAAAACAGGAGACUCCCAGGUGCUUCUGAGCAAAGGACAGAGAUCUUGGUGCUUCCUGGUUCACCAUGGCCAUCUGUGGGGCCGACACACCCAUGUCCCUUCUGCUGUCUCUUUGGCCUCCCCUUUUGCCCUUUUUUUUCCUGCUUGUUUCCAGGAUGGAGCACAGAGUGGGUGCUGCUUAUCAACCCUGGUGGCUGCUCUUUAGUCAGGAAGGCCUUGCAGAGACCUGCACCAGGAAUGGACGAGUGGGGCUGCCCCUAACUCACUGCACAUAGAUGGGAUGGCAAGGAUGCCGUCCUCUGCCUCUGAGAGUGAGGCCUGCCAGGGCCCUCCCCACUCACAGCUCCCUUUUGCCUUCUGCCGUCUGAGGUCCUAUCGUGAAUGUGCUGUGAGGGCAGCGCUGUGGCUUUGUACUCAUUGAGGGCUCAAUAAAUACUUGCUAAAUGAACAAA